Molecule: messenger RNA, 4451 nt
Organism: Aspergillus ibericus CBS 121593
Lineage: Eukaryota; Fungi; Ascomycota; Eurotiomycetes; Eurotiales; Aspergillaceae
Product: putative copper resistance-associated P-type ATPase
Exons: 1
Coding region: 385-4155 (1256 amino acids)
Biological process (GO): copper ion homeostasis; monoatomic cation transport
Cellular component (GO): membrane
Molecular function (GO): ATP binding; P-type divalent copper transporter activity; copper ion binding
Source: RefSeq, a predicted model, not a curated record
UAUCAACCAUGAUCCCGAUUUUUCUCUCCCUCUUCUUCCUUCUUUCCUUGCCCAUAUAUAGACUUUGCCUGCCCCCAUCCCUUACCUGCAGAUUGAGCAAUCGCGAUCUGCAUACCUAGGCGCCGCUACCAGUUAGCAAGACUUAAUCUCAGACACCAAAGGCAACAGCUUAUCGUUCGACAUUGCAUGUUUGCCGCUCUCAUUGCUGGAUGGGAUCUCCUGAGCUAUUACACUAGGCAGGCGUGUUGCAUGAAUUGUCUCGGCUUCGUGGGGUAUCGCAUCCUUGAUAAAGCUCGACUGGCCCAACCUGCCAUCGACUGCCCUUCCUGUGACUCUGUCAGGCUUUUCUUGCAGUGACGGCGCCUCCCUUUUCGCCCGUUGACAAUGUCGCCGAUGACAGGCCCGUCCUCUCAAGCCUCUGCCGGACAGGACUCGAGACUUCUGAAAAGCACAUUCCUGGUCAGCAAUAUUCACUGUUCCUCCUGUGUCGCAUACAUCAAUGAAGUCCUAUCAGACCUUGGUGGAGUGAAGCAGAUUGACGUCUCAGUCCUCACACAUGAAGUACGCGUCGUUCAUCAUGACGACACAGAUCCAUCACACCUAGCCACAGCUUUGGUGGAGGCUGCUUUUGAUGUCCACCACGUUACAACCUAUGAGCCUAGAGGCUCAGUAAUAUCCGAACUUGAUACCACCUCAUGGCUACCCCGCGACUCGGUACUGUUCACUACUCAGCCCAAUUCGAGCUCCAAACCAGCUUCGGGAAGCAGACAUGUCGAAAACUGUGACGCUUGCAGAAAAGAGGAGCUGGACAGACUCGCGGCCGGCGAUGACUUAGCAGAUGGUGCUUCUCGUCUACCCCAGGAUCGGUACAGUGGUCUUCGAACCGAUGGUAAACCUAGUCCAUCCGAAUCGGAAUUCCGAAGUUUAGUACGUCAAGGGUCCAUAAUGAGCGGCACAUCCGUGGGGUCACGGUCAGAAGCUGAAGGCAAGUUCAAUGCUCGUGUGAGCAUUGGCGGGAUGAGCUGCGCAUCGUGUGCGAACAGCAUCACGAACGAAGUCAAACAACUGGACUUUGUCGAGGAUAUCAUCGUCAAUCUCCUCACUAACAGCGCUGCGGUGGUCUUCACUGGUCCUCAGUCCAACAUAGAAAAGGUCGUUGAGCAGAUUGAGGAUAUCGGCUUUGAAGCAUCACUUGAUGAAGUCAACAAGGUUAAGGUGCACUCUCAGCGCAAGGAAGCAUCCUCCUCGACCUUCGUCGCUGACAUUUCCAUCGGCGGCAUGACUUGUGGCUCGUGUUCAGGGGCUGUCACUCGAGGGCUUGAGGAGCUAUCUUUUGUUACUGAAGUCUCGGUCAACCUCCUAACCCACAGUGGCAGAGUCGAGUUUGAGGGGCGUGAACACAUUGACGAUAUCGUGGAGAAGAUCGAAGACCUAGGUUACGAUGCUUCGGUUAAUAGUGUGGUUCCCCUGAUACUGGACCGUGAUGAAGCAGCCGUCGAAGAGAGGACCGUGUCCAUCCAUGUGGAUGGUAUGUUCUGUCAUCAUUGUCCCGAAAAGGUUAUACAAGCUUUAACUGGACUCCCCGAUGUGAAAGUCGAUGGCAGCCUGUCUGUGAAAAACCCAAUUCUGGCAGUUACUUAUACGCCCAAGCCGCCUGCUCUCACAGUGAGGAAGAUUCUCCAAACCAUUGACACCGCGCAUGAUCUAUUCACUGCCACCGUCUAUCGUCCCCCAAGCAUCGAGGACCGGUCACGGGCCAUGCAGCGGCACGAAAGACGUCGACUGCUUACCCGUUUUCUCUUCGUUCUGGUCGUGGCGAUUCCCACAUUUCUCCUUGGUAUCGUGUUCAUGAGCCUAGUGCCGUCAAGGAACAAAGUUCGCAAAUUCCUGGAAGAACCGAUGUGGGCUGGUGAUGCCUCGCGCCUUGAAUGGGCCCUUUUCAUCAUGACCACGCCAGUCAUGUUCUACGGCGCCGAUAUCUUCCACGUGCGAGCGAUGAAGGAGAUCUAUUCCCUGUGGCGUCCUGGAAGUCGUGCCCCGGUUCUGCGCAGGUUUUACCGGUUUGGCAGCAUGAAUCUCCUCAUUUCCGCUGGAACAACGGUCGCGUAUGUCUCAUCGUUGGCUGUUCUGAUCAUGGAUGCAGCUAUGGAAUCAACGUCUAGCACACACAGCUCAACUUAUUUCGACACUGUCGUAUUUCUCACCAUGUUCAUUCUUGCUGGACGGUUUAUGGAAGCAUACAGCAAGGCGAAGACCGGCGAUGCGGUCGCAUCUCUUGGAAAGUUGCGGCCGACAGAGGCCUUGUUAAGGGUCAACGCAAGUGAUGCAGAUGAAUCCGGUGACUGUGAUCGGCUCGCGGAGGAUGGGUAUGAGCGGAUCAACAUCGACCUGUUGGAGGUUGGCGACGUGGUCAGCAUACCCCAUGGUGCCUCGCCCCCGGCAGAUGGCGUGGUCGUUGGAACCGGCUCUUAUCGAUUCGAUGAAAGCUCUUUGACCGGAGAAUCCAGACCGGUCAGCAAGUCAGCAGGUGACCAAGUCUUUACAGGGUCUGUGAACGUUGGACAACCAGUCGAGGUCAAGGUCUCGGCAAUUGGGGGAUCGUCCAUGUUAGAUCAGAUCAUCUCGGUGGUGCGAGAAGGUCAGAGCAGACGUGCCCCUCUAGAGAGAGUCGCAGAUUUGCUCACUUCGCACUUUGUUCCGAUCAUCACCCUGAUUGCAAUUUUGACGUUCGUCAUUUGGCUCGCUCUCGGACAUUCUGGAACACUGCCCUAUGAUUACCUUGACGUCUCACGCGGCGGUUGGACUUUCUGGAGCCUUGAAUUUGCAAUUGCAGUCUUUGUCGUGGCCUGUCCCUGUGGUCUAGCACUCGCCGCACCAACUGCACUUUUCGUCGGUGGUGGGCUGGCUGCUCGGCAAGGCAUCUUGGUCAAAGGAGGAGGCGAGGCCUUCCAAGAAGCGAGCCGCCUCGAUGCCAUUGUGUUCGAUAAGACGGGGACUCUCACAGAGGGCGGUAGUCUGCAGGUUUCCGAUCACGAAGCAAUCACUACGGAUGCCCGCAUGAUGCAGGUGGCCUGGACACUUGCCCGAAAGCUCGAGGAAAGUAGCAAUCAUCCAAUCGCCCGGGCGAUCACUACAUUCUGUAGAGAGAAGCCCUCGGUCACGGUAAGCAGUUCAGACAUUGAAGAGAUAUCCGGUCAAGGAAUGAAAGGAGUGUUCACCCUGUCAGUGGGAGAUCCCAGUGAAAAAUCUGACCCGGCAGUUCACUAUGAAGCUGCUAUUGGCAACCAGCAUCUUUUGCAGAGCCUGGCGACCGAUGAUGAUGACGGCCACCUUUCCAAAGUUCUCUCGAAAUACCAAGCAGCCGGCAAAUCCACUGCGAUAUUGGCGCUCCGCCGAGUGGAUUCCAAUGCCACGAACAACCCUUCCUUUUCCACCGCAGUUGUCUUUGCAAUCUCUGACUCUAUCCGACCCGAUGCUGCAGAGGUGAUCUCGAAGCUCCAGAAGCGCAAAGUUAACGUGUUCAUGUGCACGGGCGACAACCAAACAACUGCAUACGCCGUCGCAGACAUGGUAGGCAUCCCCCAUGCCAACGUCAUGGCGAACGUGAUGCCCGGAGGAAAAGCGGAUUUUGUUCGUCAAGUCCAAGACGGCAAUUUCACCCCUCGAACGGAUUCCGAAGCUGAAAGCCAGCGUACCGAAAACGGCCCCCGAUCCAUCGUCGCCUUCGUCGGGGACGGCGUGAACGACUCUCCCGCCCUUGCAGCAGCAGACGUGAGCAUCGCCAUGGCUUCGGGCUCCGAUGUGGCCAUGAACUCCGCCAGUUUUAUUCUUCUAAACUCCGAACUCGACACAAUCCUGCAGCUCGUCUUGCUCAGCCGUCGCGUCUUUAACCGCGUCAAAUUGAACUUCGGUUGGGCGUUGGUAUACAACUGCUGCCUGGUUCCUGUCGCCGCCGGUGUCUUCUAUCCCAUCGUGAGCGGUCACAAGCAUGAGAUGGUGGGAGAUGCCAUUGUCACGGUCAAUACACACUGGAGACUUAGCCCCGUUUGGGCUGCAUUGGCUAUGGCUCUGAGCAGCAUUUCGGUGGUUUGCAGCAGUCUUGCGUUGGGGCUUGAUAAGAGGACGAUUAACAAGUUGUUUCGUUUGCCGGAAUAGGCGAUUAUGAUUGUCACGAAUUUUCUAUACUAUUCCUGUGUUCAUCAUUUCGUUAUGGAUAUUUGGUAUCUUGAUUUGGAGGUUGGUUGGGCUGGGUAUUUCGGGAAUUGGGUUUUUAUAACUUGGUUUCGAUAUAUGUUUUUUUACUGUGGAUAUGAGCAUGCCACCGCAGACAUUUAAUUCGUCCUGGUGAUGAUGAAUGAAUGUGAUAUCAGUAUGGUGUUGUAUUGAGAUGAUUGUAUAUUUUCAUGCUUUCGAAAGUUGUACUGCUACUCGUAUAUAGCUCCAGAAUGUGC